Molecule: messenger RNA, 3291 nt
Organism: Theobroma umbraticum
Lineage: Eukaryota; Viridiplantae; Streptophyta; Magnoliopsida; Malvales; Malvaceae
Source: RefSeq, a predicted model, not a curated record
AUGAUCAAGGUUGAACAUAUGGGCGUUUCUCCAUCACAAGCUAAGAGUACAAAAGGAAACCAUUUUUGCCCUGAAGAAAGUACAUCAGAGCAGGCCCAUGAAUUUGGCAGCGAAUAUUUACUUACUGAACUUUCAGAAAAUAAAAAUCAAUGUGGCUAUGCAGCAACACAAAAUGAAUCUGCAGAAAAUGCCACUGGUGUAUCUAGCUCUGGCCUUCAUGAACGAUCUCCUAAGUAUGUGGCUAAGAAUUCUUCCCCUGAACAUUCGGGACUGCUUCCUAAAGGUGUGAUGGGGCGUAAUCAUACUGAUAAAAGUUUUUAUGCUCAAGAAACUGUAUCAGGAAAGACACAUGAGUAUGGUUGUGAAUAUAUGCACAGCGAAACAUCAGAAGAGAAGCAUCAACCUGGUUCUGAAAUUGUUCAAAAUGAACUUGAAGAAGCCUGCACUUUGGUUUGUGACCUUCCUGCUAAAAAGUUGCAGACAUUUUCUGAAGGUUUGUCCGAGAAUGCUAUUACUGAAAGUUUAGGACUAUUGCCAGAAGAUUCAAGUAAACACACCAACACUGAUAAACUUUCAUGUCCUCAACUCGUUAGUUCAGAGCCAACAGUUGACUUUGGUUCUGGAAAUGUAUGUAAGGAACUUGGUGAAUCACCAGAGCAACGACAACAGCUUGAUUCUGAAAGUUUACCUAAUGGUAUAGAAGAAAGUAAUAUUGCAGCAUCUUCUAAUGUUUCUAAUCAAGCCUUGCAACUGAAUCCUGAAGAUAUGGGCAAGAGUCAUUGUGGUGGACACUUACAAUCUCCUCCUGGAGGCGUGACCAAUGUUAUUCAGUCUAGUAAAAGUCCUCUUGUUGAACCUUUAGGAUUGCCCCAAGAAUUUGCCAAGGGAAAUCCUAGCACUCAGCAAUCAGGGCUCCCUUGUGAAGACAUGGCCCAAAAUUCUUGUGCGGAACAGCAUGAGACAAAGCCUAAGAAUUUACUCAAGAAUUCUGGCCGAAGCAGGGCUGGAAAAACUUCAAAAACAAUAAAGAAAAAGUAUAUGCUAAGAUCUUUGAGAAGCAGUGAUAGAGUUUUGCGCUCAAAAUUGCAAGAGAAACCUAAAGCUACCGAGUCGAGCAAUAAUUUGGCUGAUGUUGGCUCUAGUGAGCAGCAAAAAAGAAGGAAGAGGAGGAGGAGGAAGGCAAAAAGAGAAGUUGCUGAUGAAUUUUCAAGAAUCAGGACACAUCUUAGGUAUUUAUUGAAUCGAAUAAACUAUGAGCGGAGCCUGAUUGCUGCAUAUUCUACAGAAGGCUGGAAGGGACUAAGCCUAGAAAAGUUAAAGCCAGAGAAGGAGCUUCAACGGGCUACAUCUGAAAUUCUUCGACGCAAACUGAAAAUUAGAGAUCUAUUUCAACAUAUCGAUUCAUUAUGUGCUGAAGGAAAGCUUCCAGAAUCUUUAUUUGAUUCUGAAGGACAAAUUGACAGUGAGGAUAUAUUCUGUGCAAAAUGUGGGUCCAAGGACCUGUCUGCCAACAAUGAUAUCAUACUCUGUGAUGGUGCUUGUGACCGUGGAUUCCAUCAAUAUUGCUUGCAACCACCGUUGCUAAAAGAAGACAUUCCUCCCGAUGAUGAGGGUUGGUUAUGCCCUGGAUGUGAUUGCAAAGUUGAUUGUAUUGAAUUGGUUAAUGAAUCUCAAGGAACAAGUUUUUCUAUCACUGAUAGUUGGGAGAAAGUCUUUCCUGAGGCAGCAGUAGCUGCAGCUGGACAAAAUCAGGAUCCCAACUUUGGACUACCUUCAGAUGAUUCUGAUGAUAAUGAUUAUAAUCCUGAUGGUUCGGAAACUGAUGAGAAGGAUCAUGGAGAUGAAUCAAGUUCUGAGGAAUCUGAUUUCACUUCUACAUCUGAGGAAUUGGAAGUCCCAGCGAAUGUGGAUCGGUACUUGGGGCUUCCAUCUGAUGAUUCGGAGGAUGAUGAUUAUGAGCCUGAUGGUCCAAAUCAUGAUGAUGUGGUUAAGCCAGAAAGUUCAAGUUCAGAUUUUACAUCUGAUUCUGAGGAUCUUGAUGCUAUGCUCGAAGAAGAUAUUACAUCUCAAAAAGAUGAAGGCCCCAUGGCUAACAGUGCUCCCAGAGAUUCCAAGAGGCAAAAGCCUAAACUGGGUGAAAAGGAGUCUAUGAAUGAUGAGCUGUUAUCAAUAAUGGAACCAGCUUCUGAACAAGAUGGUUCUGCUAUUUCUAAGAAACGAAGCAUCGAAAGGUUGGACUACAAAAGAUUAUAUGAUGAGACGUAUGGCAAUGUUCCUUCUAGUUCCAGUGAUGAUGAAGAUUGGAGUGAUACCACUGCACCAAGAAAAAGGAAGAAACGUACUGCAGAAUUGGCGUCAACACCAGAAAAUGGAAACGUUUCUGUAAGUAGGACUGUGUCAGUUUCUGAUGGUUUAAAGCAGAAUCCAGAAGAGACUGAGCAGAAACCAAGGAGAAAAACUUACCAGAUGUCAAGGUUUAAAGAUACAGAUUCGUCACCUGCUGAAAUACAGGGGAACACUUAUGUAUCUGGUUCAAGUGGUAAAAAAGCAGGUUCAUCAACAUACAAAAGACUGGGAGAAGCUGUGAAGCAGAGACUUUAUAAAUCUUUCAAGGAAAAUCAGUAUCCUGACAGAGCCACUAAACAGAGUUUGGCAAAAGAGCUAGAUAUGACUUUCCAGCAGGUUAGCAAAUGGUUUGACAAUGCUCGGUGGGGCUUCAACAAUUCACCAUCUAGUCACGAGACCAUAGCCAACAAUGCUUCUGAGAAAGACAUCAGUUCGACUCUUCCAAAGAAAGAGGCUACUGGCAGCGGGAAUGUGAGGGACGGUGAUAACAGUGGAAAAACAAAUUGAAAAAGAUCGGGAACUAGAAAGAUGAAUCGAUGAAUCAUAAUGGUGAAAUGGAGGAUCAGGCAACUGAUUUUGAUUCAAAAAAGAUAUUGAGGAGAAGCAAAUGCUCCCGGCUAAGCUUUUAGUUAAUGCACAUAGGAGGCAGGCAGGCUCCGGACAAGAAAUUCGUUGGUUUGAGAAAAUCAUAAUUUUUUUUUCUUUUGUUUUCAUGGUCCUAGGAAAAAAUUUUAACCAGGCACCUACAGCUAGGAGAAAAAGAAAAAAAAAGAAAAAGAAAUCCUUCGCUAUUAACAAAGUUGGCAUGGCCAUGAAACUCUUAGCUUAUGCUGAGACGGUAACCCAAGCAUUAGAAAAGCAUUUGUUGAUGUACUUUUGUAAUUUACUAAUAAGGUCUAUUUUUAUUGCACCCUGCUCCGGUAGGAUUUGAAAAUGCUAAAAAAA